Gopherus evgoodei (Goodes thornscrub tortoise) is the source of this 2719-nucleotide messenger RNA. RefSeq names its product zinc finger protein 135-like. The coding region runs from base 1822 to 2622 and encodes 266 amino acids. Lineage: Eukaryota; Metazoa; Chordata; Testudines; Testudinidae. The record is from RefSeq and is a predicted model, not a curated record. Gene Ontology annotation, cellular component: nucleus. The transcript is spliced from 4 exons. Gene Ontology annotation, biological process: regulation of transcription by RNA polymerase II. Gene Ontology annotation, molecular function: RNA polymerase II cis-regulatory region sequence-specific DNA binding; DNA-binding transcription factor activity, RNA polymerase II-specific.
GGUGGCAGCAUUUACCAAGCCAAGGUCAGAGAAAAGCUGUAACUUUGGGGGUUUAAUACAAGCCUAGAGUGGCACAAAUUAAUUUGUAGAAUCCUGGCGGGCCCCCACUUUCUGCACUCGGAGUAACAGAGUGGGGAUUCGGCCCUGACACAUACUAUGAACAAAAUUGAUCAUAAUUUUCUAGAAGAGUGAACAUAGGGGAACAGACUUGCACAGGGUCUGUCUGUGUGUUCCCAACAUAUAUGUUGGGAUUUCAGUCCCUCACAAACAAUGUGUUUGGCAUCUUCAAACAGCCGGGGAACCGGUCCUGGGAAUUGACUGGUUUAUUAAGUGACACUGUAUGGAAUUGAGAGACACUUUAUAUUAUUAUUAAUUUAUUAUAAACACCAAUAUGAUGAAAUUGCAAUAAAUAGUGCUUGAUAUGCCAUGUAACGUGUGAAUGGAAAUGUUAAGAUUUUCCAAGUAUUAUGAUCUUGUUUCUACUUUUGUAUUGUGAGUUACAGAUAGGUAGCAUGUAUCUGUAUUCCAGACUUGUGUAGUGUUUCUGAGUGACACCCCCAGACAUAUUGGCAUCAACGCUGCCCAGCCUGUUCGAUGGCCCAUGCAGGGUCAUCAUCCCUACAACAAAGCCAUGGAAAGGAUUAAGGGGAUACCCCUAUUGAGUCAGCAAGACAUGCAGGGCUAUGCCUGUGUACUGAGACCUCCAAGGCUUUUCCAUGCUACGUGCUGUGAAGUUUGUGUUUGGGACACAGGAAGUAGAAGCCACUUGGCAAAAGGAAUGUAAAGGGCAGCUGCAUCAUCUCCAUUUUGUCUUCAAUCCCUCUUCCUACCUCUGGAGCAACUUCUCUACAAACCAAAGGCUUGAACAAAGGACUGAAUAAUGUGGAUGUGUACCAGGCAGCCCUUCAAGCCAGAAACUCACCAAUACUGCUAAGAACCAGAUACAUUCAGAAAUAGAUAUAUCUGAUUGCUGUCCCAUUUAACAACUCCCUUUUUCUUUCUUUCUUUUGUAAUAAACCUUUAGUUUAGAUGCUUUCUUGCUUAUAAACCUUUAGUUUAGGUGCUAAGGAUUGGCUGGCAUUGUAGUAUUUUGGGUAAGAUCCAAACCUAUACUGACCUGGUAAUGUGACUGACUCUGGGGUCAGAAGAACACUGUUUAUGUAAGCAGAGUUUUUAAAUAACCUCUCACUGUGCUGGACCUAGGUGCUGAUUGGGAGUCGGAGAACUAGAAAGCAAUAAAGGGGGCCGUGUGAUUUCUUUUUUCAAUUUCUCAAUAACCAGCAUGAGGGAUCAGAAGCACAGUUGGUGACUGGUCGGUGAGUUUAACUUUCGUGUUAACCACGAGUUUUCGUAGCAUCUGCUCUCCCUUUUUCAGCCUGCUCUGAUCUUGGCCUUUUCAGUGAGUACUGCCCCAGGCACACUGGGUCACAUUAAGCACUGAAGUUAAAUUAAUAGAGUGUUUUUAUGACACAGUCGUAUGAAAUCAACUGAACUCCUUUGUUUUCUUUCAUCUGAGCAGGGUUUCCAGUUUCCAAACCUCAUAUAAUCUCCCAGCUGGAACAAGGAGAAGAGCCAUGGGUCCCAGACCUCCAGGGUUCAGAGGAAAGAUGGAUCCUGAGAGCUCCCUGCACAGCAGGUGAUGCAGUGAUAGGUGAGAAAGAGGAGCAGAAUUUUCAGAAGGAAAAUGUCGAGCAAGUGGAUAAACUCAGAGCAUUUUCGCAAAGAUCGAAAAGGAAUGUGUCCAGGAGUCAUGAGCAGGGAAACUCCUUUGAGAUUCAGCACAGACCAGAAGGAGAGCAGGAAAACCAGCCAGGAGAGAGAAUGGUUAAAUAUAUUUUCUGCUGGGGAACUCAGAAGAGCAUCAAGGAAACCACAGCACAGCAGGAAAUUCUCAUGGGAAAGAAGAAAUGUACAUGCUGUGAGUGUGGUAAAAGCUUCUCUCGCAGCUCAACCCUUUCUGUUCAUCAGAGAAUCCACAGGGGGGAGAGGCCCUAUGAAUGCCAUGAGUGUGAGAAAUGCUUCACUAACAAAUCAGCCCUUUCUCAGCAUCAGAGAAACCACACAGGGGAGAGGCCCUAUGAGUGCCAUGAGUGUGGGAAAAGCUUCACUGAAGGAUCAGCCCUUUCUCAACAUCAGAGAAUCCACAUAGCGGAGAGGCCCUUUGAAUGCCGUGACUGUAGGAAAAAAUUCACUCACAGAUCAGCCCUUUCUCAACAUCAGAGAAUCCACACAGGAGAGAGGCCCUAUGAAUGCUGUGAGUGUGGGAAAAGCUACAUUGAAAGAUCAGCCCUUUCUAGACAUCAGAGAAUCCACACAGGGGACAGGCCCUUUGAAUGCAGUGAGUGUGGGAAAAGGUUCAUUACCAGCUCUCACCUUACUGGGCAUCGGAGAAUCCACACAGGAGAGAGGCCCUAUGUAUGCCGGGAGUGUGGGAAAAGCUUCACUCGCAGCUCAAGCCUUACUAACCAUCAGAGAAUCCACACAGGGCAGAGGCCCUAUGAAUGCCGGGAGUGUGGGAAAAGCUUCCUUCACAGCUUUCACCUUUCUAGACAUCAGAGAAUCCACACAGGUAAGCGACCCAAUGGAAGCAGUGAGUGUGGGAAAACCUUGUCUUCCCACUGAGCCCAUGUGAGCCGUCAGAGAAUCUCUAGCCUGAUUCUUGCUUGCAUAUUUAUACCUGCCUCUGGAAAUUUCCACUACAUGCAUCUGAUUAAGGGGG